Messenger RNA from Penicillium longicatenatum, 1128 nucleotides. Its product is annotated as cupin domain-containing protein. The coding region runs from base 1 to 1128 and encodes 375 amino acids. The transcript has 3 exons. Lineage: Eukaryota; Fungi; Ascomycota; Eurotiomycetes; Eurotiales; Aspergillaceae. The record is from RefSeq and is a predicted model, not a curated record.
AUGCCGUUCGUCCCCUACCACAACUCCGCCGGUCAAACUAAGAUCGUCAAGUUCGGAGGUCUUCUGACCACUGAAUUCCUCGAGCCCCCACCAGGAAGAUGUUUUCUUUUUCGCCAAACCUACCGGCACAACGUGGAAGGCGCCAUCCCGGAGAAUUUGCGCCAACUGAUUAACGGCCCUGACCGACCCAAAGGUCCACCGCCCCACUUCCAUCAGUUCCAAACCGAGUACUUCCGCGUGGAGUCUGGGGUCAUGGGCAUCAAUGUCGAUGGAGAGGUGAAAAGAGUCACAGCUGAAGACGGCGAAGUGUCCGUUAAAGCUGGCAGUAUCCACAAUUUCUUCAUUCACCCUGAUUCUGAGGAGAGCAUGACUGUCUACCUGAGUGCCUCAGACUCUGGAAUGGAUUAUCAGCUGGACCGUAUCUUCUUUGAGAAUUGGUACGGAUACUGGCACGAUGCUUUAUUGCAUGAUGGCGGGCUGGAUUGGAUUCAAUUCCUUGCUAUCCAAGACGGCGGAGAUGCAUACACUCCUGCCCCUGCCUGGGUUCCUUUCCGCCGUCAAGUCGGCUACUGGACCUGCGUUGUCGUCGGUCGCUGGAUAGGCGGCUUUCUCGGUUACAAGCCCUUCUUCAAAGAGUACACGACCGAUUGGGACUUUGCCGUCGCCAAGAUGAAGGGCUCAGCCUUCCAGCGUCAUCUAGUGCACGACGCAUUCGCAGCGGAGAAGACUUGGCCCAAGCAGGUCGCCUUGGAGGCCUCUUCUACUCCGGAGAAUGCCGAGUUUGAACCGUGGGUCCAGGAUAUGUCGCCUAAGCCGCUGGAGUUGCCGACGCCAAAGUAUAAUGCUGGUGUUUAUGUGGAGAAUGUGCAAAAUGGCACCAAUGGUAUCAAUGGUCACUUAAAUGGCACCAAUGGCCAUGCUCAGGGCAUCAAUGGCCAAGGCACCAAUGGUCACCCUAAUGGUCACACCAACGGUUUUACCGACGGUCACACCAACGGUCAUACUAAUGGGUACACCAACGGUGCUUACGGUACCAACGGCUCUAAUGGGGUCACUGGGGAGGCGACUGGUGCUGACUGGGAGAUUGGAGCCAUGCUCAAGAAACGCGUUCCACUUGGAAUUCAUUAA